GUAUUGGACGCUACGGAUGAUGAACCUUGGGGCCCCCAUGGUACUGCAUUGGCUGAGAUAGCUCAGGCUACAAAAAAAUUCUCUGAGUGUCAGAUGGUUAUGAAUGUCCUGUGGACAAGAUUGACUGAAACAGGAAAGAAUUGGCGUUAUGUUUAUAAGUCUUUGGCUGUUGUUGAGUAUUUGGUGGCUCACGGAUCUGAACGCGCUGUUGAUGAGAUCGUAGAACAUACCUAUCAGAUAUCUUCUCUCACAAGUUUCGAGUAUGUUGAACCCAAUGGGAAAGAUAUGGGGAUCAAUGUGAGGAAGAAAGCAGAAAAUAUUGUGGCACUAUUGAAUAACAAGGAAAAGAUCGAAGACGCUAGAAAUAAAGCUGCUGCAAAUCGCGACAAGUACUUUGGAUUGUCAUCUUCUGGAGUAACAUUUAAAUCGAGCUCUGCCUCCCUAAAUAGCAGCAGCAACUUUCAGAGUGGUGAUCGAUAUGGAGGUUUUGGAAAUAAAAGUGAUGGCGAUUCAUUUAAGGAUAGUUACAGGGAAAAGGAUCGGUAUGGUGAAGAUAAAUUUGACCAGUUUAAAUCAAAGAAGGGGUCUUCUCGUUAUGGAAGCAAUGUUCAAGACACUGUUUCAUCUAGUGGAUCAAAGACGUCAAAGAGGGUAGGUAAACCUGAUAAAGCUACUUCUAAUCCUCCACAUAGUGCAGCUGUAUCAUCAAGCAAAUAUGAGGAAGAUUUUGAUGAUUUUGAUCCUCGAGGGACUUCAAGUACUAGUAAGUAUCUGUAUAUCUGUAAUAGAUGCAAUGCUAUUCUACUUUAUGUUUUCUAGAAGGCCCUUUCCAAGUCUUUUGCCUAAUGUUUGCAUAAAAAGGUGAAGUAUCACUAGGUUCCAUUUCAUUUCUUUUUGCACCUGGGGGUUAGCUCAAUUGGCAAAGGUUGAGGGACUUGUGUCUUAGGUCGCACGUUUGAGCCUUGCACCAACCGAACUAACUCUGGUAUUUAAGUGGAGAAAGGUAGGAGUGGGCCCAUCAUCAUGAGUUUCGAAGGCUGCGGUUGGCUCAAAGGGUCGGCUCCAGCCAAACUUCUCGGUCGUUAAAAAAAAAGGUGAAGUAUCACCAAUGUUUUGCAUACAAAGGCAAAGUUUCACUUUUACAAACUUUGGUGGUCUGUGCCAAAGAACUUAACUGGUCUUUUUAUCUAUCAGAUAUCCACUUGGGGGAUCCAAAAGAUAGGAAGAAUUUUUCUUUCGCCUCAAAAAGCUUAGGAUUCCAAGUGAAAAAUUAGUAAAUUUUAAAAAGAUGUCCUUUUGAUGCCGAAGAAAGAGGUUGGCUGGACUACAAAAUACUAACGCUAUUUAUUGGUUAUGAAAAGCCAAAGAUAAGGUUUGCUUGUCCGGCAGUCGUUUUGUUUCAUAGAGAAGACAUUUAUCUUUAAAUUAAUCUUUUAUCUAAUGAAGUUGUGUGCCGAACAUUU
Molecule: messenger RNA, 1463 nt
Organism: Nicotiana tabacum (common tobacco)
Lineage: Eukaryota; Viridiplantae; Streptophyta; Magnoliopsida; Solanales; Solanaceae
Source: RefSeq, a predicted model, not a curated record